Molecule: messenger RNA, 1629 nt
Organism: Strongylocentrotus purpuratus (purple sea urchin)
Lineage: Eukaryota; Metazoa; Echinodermata; Echinoidea; Camarodonta; Strongylocentrotidae
Product: tripartite motif-containing protein 54-like
Exons: 2
Coding region: 1-1629 (542 amino acids)
Biological process (GO): positive regulation of DNA-templated transcription
Cellular component (GO): chromatin; nucleoplasm
Molecular function (GO): ubiquitin-protein transferase activity; zinc ion binding
Source: RefSeq, a predicted model, not a curated record
AUGGCAUACAAAGGAAAACAGGCACUUGUCAAAAUGAAAGGUCGUGUGCUUGAGUUGUCAAUGAUGGUUACUUCCUUGAAGCAUGAGGCUUUCCAUAAGAACCUCGAGUGUCCUGUCUGCCUGAGCUUCUUCAAGGAACCCAAGAUCCUGACCUGCUCCCAUACCUUCUGCAAGGGAUGUCUUGAGACUCUCCUGGAGUCUCGAGGAAAGCUGUUGUGUCCUACGUGCAGGGAGGAGACUUCGGUUCCUGGUGGAGACGUGGGUAGACUGCAAUCAAACAUAACAGUCAGAUCACUUGUUGAAGAUGUGGAGGCCCAGGGCCAGGUCGGUUCCAACAGAAAUCAAGAAAACGAAUCAUUUCAAAGAAAAUGGAACAAAUGUCGAAAACAUCCGAACUACGAUGAAGAAUGUUUUUGUCUCAACUGUAUGAAGCAUGUCUGCUGCAAGUGUGGCAUAUCAGAGCAUGCAAAGGAUGCUCACACUAUCCUUGAAGCAGGCGAACAUGAAACUGAUCAAAAGAAUCACGUCGAGAAACUUGCAUCUAAAGCAGAUGCAAAGAUACGCAACGUUGACAUGUAUGUUACUCUCGUUGAAGACCAGCGUAAAAGGGUGCAUAGCAUACAGGAACGACUCAAUGAUGAAAUAGAUGCGACUUUUGAGGAAUUAGUUGAGAAAUUGAAGGAAAGAAAGACAGUGUUGAAAAAUGAAAUUGAGCACAAGCUAGGGAAACUUAAGACUUUAUUGGGAGACGUAGAGAAGUCGAUUCGUAAGCAGAUAGACGAGAUUAAGAAGGUUCUAGACUUGGUAAAGGAUGGUCUUAAUUUUCCUCUCCAGACAGAGGCUCUGACCGCACAUAAAGCGAUGUGUCAACAGCUGGAAGAGCUUCUAAACAAGGUUGGGCCAGAUGAGGAGCUGCCCAGAAGAACUGCUGAGGAAGGUGAAAUAAUUGGCUUCAGGAGUCAGGGAUCGGAUGAACUCCAGUUGGGCCACCUAAGACAAAAGGAGUCUAAAUGGGUUCUGCGCACGGAAGCUCCCCUGCCUGAUGGGAAAAGCAUGAGCGGGAUGGUAAUAUCACCAAACAAUGAGAUGGCUGUUGGUUGUGACGAGGGAGGAAUAGUUAUAUAUUCUUCUGAGGGCAUCAUACAAGAUACCGUUCUGAAAUCUGUUAAAGUUCAUGCCUUACAUGUCAUGCCUGAUGGUGGAUACGUCAUACGCGACACUGAUAACAUAAUUUCCUUGUACACAGAGCUUUGUGAAAAGCUUGAUGUAACGUUUGAGACAAUAGAUAUUACUAAAGGUAUAUAUGGCGGUCUCACUGUGGGCAAGGAUGGGCUGAUCUUCAUAGGUUACAAUGAAUGCCAGAAAAUACAGGUAUUUAAGCCAGAAGGGGGGAAGGCAUUACGAGAGAUAACGUGUAAGGGAUUUGUACCACGCCGGAUAUUUGCGAUGACAUCCAGUCAAGCAAUUGUCGUUGAGAGUACAUGUAGUCUCAGCUAUCAGUGUCAUGCGAUGUGUCUGGUGCUAUCAUUCAUAGCAUCCGCAAAGAAGAUGGUUAUAUCCCUUACCCUGCUGUGUGUCAGGAUGAUUCAGUUAUCAUUGCAUGGGUUAAGCGCGAUCAGGAUCUGCUGA